AGCGCAGGCCUGCGGAUCUCUUAGGGCUGCGCUCGGCCCCAACUUGCCUGUCGAAGGCGGCUUUCCCCACCUUUCUCCCUUCGCUGCCUCGCCUCCCCCCGCCCCGGAAGGCGAGCGGAGGAGAACCGAAGUGGAGGAGAAAGUGCAGCCCGCCGGCGAAGGCCAGACUCCGGUAAUUGUGGGUGCGCGGAGAGCGGCUGGUGAGAGGCGGGCGCCGGCUCUUCCUGCUCCUCCUCGCCCCGAGGAGCGCCGAGGGAAACUUGCCUGCGCGCAGCCCGAAGGAAGCCGCCACCGGGACCAGCAGCGACAGCAGUGGCACGGCCUCUUGGAGCCCCUUUGUGACAGGCAGUGGGACUCUCACCUGGCCUCUUCUGGUAGUCCCUCCUGGGAUUUAACACCACCAGACAUGACCAACUGGGAUGGUGAUGUCAAUCCAUUACAUCUGGGACCUCCCACAGAAGCACAUGGAAUUAAAUAUGCUAUGAAAGUAUAGUAAAGAUACGAUGGCCUGUCUUACAAUUACAGAGAUGGAAGGGACGACAUCAUCCGCUGUUCACCAGAAUGGUGGCAUCCUUGGGAAUUCAGACAACAGACUGAGAGAGCCGCUGCUUCGGAUUUAUCUUUAUCAUUCCCCAGGGAAGGUGGAAGGCGAUUAUCUACUAUUUCCAGCUGGAGAAUAUGUUGCAGAAGAGAUCUGUAUGGCUGCCUGUAAGGCUUGUGGUAUAUUGCCAGUGUACCAUAACAUGUUUGCAUUAAUGAACCAGAAAGAUAGAUGCUGGUAUCCUCCAAACCACACCUUCCAAAUAGAUGGCUCCGCCAAUGACACCAUACUGUACCGAAUAAGGUUUUAUUUCCCUCACUGGUAUUCUAACGGCAGUUCGCGAGCAUACCGGUAUGGUGUUUUUCGGGGUGCAGAGAGUCCCGUUCUUGAUGAUGUUGUCAUGUCUUAUUUAUUUGCCCAGUGGCGAGAAGACUUUGUCCAUGGAUGGAUAAAGAUGUCUGUUAGCCAUGAAACGCAAGAAGAGUGUCUCGGCAUGGCUGUUCUAGAUAUGAUGAGAAUGGCCAAAGAGAAGGACCAAACUCCACUGGAUAUCUACAAUUCUGUCAGCUACAAAAUGUUUUUGCCCAAAUGCAUCAGAGAAAAAAUCCAAGACUACCACAUUCUCACACGAAAAAGAAUAAGGUACAGAUUUCGCAAAUUUAUUCAGCAGUUCAGCCAGUGCAAAGCAACCGCCAGAAAUCUGAAACUGAAGUAUCUUAUAAAUUUGGAAACUCUCCAGUCUGCCUUCUAUUCAGAAGUGUUUGAAGUAAAGGAACCUGGCAGAGAACUUUCAGAAGAAGAGAGCUUUGCAACCAUUAUAAUAUCCGGAAAUGGAGGAAUUCAGUUGUCUAGAGGGAAACAUAAAGACAGUGAAACACUGGCAGAACAGGACCUACAGACCUACUGUGAUUUUCCUGAUAUCAUUGAUGUCAGUAUUAAGCAAGCGAGCCAGGAAGGUUCCAGUGAGAGCAGAAUUGUAACCAUUCACAAACAAGACUGCAAGAAUCUGGAAGCAGAAUUUCAUUCAUUAAGAGAAGCUCUUUCUUUUGUAUCAUUGAUUGAUGGCUAUUAUAGACUAACUGCAGACGCCCAUCAUUACCUCUGUAAAGAAGUAGCACCUCCUUCAGUGCUUGUAAAUAUCCAGAGCAAUUGCCAUGGGCCAAUUUCUAUGGAUUUCGCAAUCAAUAAACUGAAGAAAGCCGGCAGUCAAACUGGGUAUUAUGUUCUUCGUUGCAGUCCAAAAGAGUUUAAGAAAUACUUUCUGACCUUUGCUGUGCAGCGGGACAGCAUCACUGAUUACAAGCAUUGCUUAAUAACCAAAAGUGAAAGUGGAGAAUAUAAUCUCACUGGUACUAGAAGAAGCUUUACGAACCUCCCGGAUUUAUUGAAUUGUUACCGAACAGAAACUGUGCGGUCAGACAGCAUAAUUUUCCAGUUUACCAGAUGCUGCCCGCCAAAGCCAAAAGAUAAAUCCAACCUCCUUAUAUUCAGAAGCAACGGAGUGUCUGAUAUACCGAUGUCACCCACUAUGCAGAGACACAAUAACAUCAACCAGAUGGUCUUUCACAAAAUCUCGAAUGAAGACUUGAUAUUUAAUGAAAGCCUUGGGCAGGGUACAUUCACUAAGAUAUUCAAAGGUAUAAGGAAAGAAGAGGGAGAUUAUGGGAAGGUGUAUGAAACGGAAGUCCUCCUGAAAGUUCUGGAUAAAGUUCACAGGAAUUACUCUGAGUCUUUCUUUGAGGCAGCAAGCAUGAUGAGUCAGCUUUCUUACAAGCAUUUGGUAUUAAAUUAUGGAGUUUGUGUCUAUGGAGAGGAAAAUAUUCUGGUACAGGAGUUUGUAAAGUUUGGAUCAUUGGAUACUUAUUUGAAGAAAAACAAAAAUUCUAUAAACAUCCUGUGGAAACUGGAAGUUGCCAAGCAGCUAGCAAUGGCCAUGCACUUUCUGGAAGAUAAAGAUCUUGUUCAUGGGAACGUAUGUGCAAAAAAUAUUUUGCUUAUCAGAGAAGAAGACAGGAAAACAGGAAACCUUCCUUUUAUCAAGCUUAGCGAUCCUGGUAUCAGCAUGAUAGUGCUGCCAAAAGACAUUCUUCUUGAGAGAAUACCCUGGGUUCCACCUGAAUGCAUUGAAAACCCCAAGCAGCUGAGUCUGGCAACAGAUAAGUGGAGUUUUGGGACCACUUUGUGGGAAAUCUGCAGUGGGGGAGACAAGCCUCUUAGUGCACUGGAUUCUCAGCGAAAACUACAAUUUUAUGAAGAUAGGCACCAGCUUCCUGCUCCAAAUUGGACAGAACUGGCCAAUCUGAUAAACAAUUGUAUGGAUUAUGAGCCAGACUUCAGGCCUUCAUUCAGAGCAAUUAUACGUGAUCUUAACAGUUUGUUCACUCCAGAUUAUGAACUAUUGACAGAAAAUGACAUGUUACCAAAUAUGCGAACUGGUGCACUUGGAUUUUCUGGAGCUUUUGAAGGCAGGGACCCAACUCAUUUUGAAGAGAGACACCUCAAGUUCUUACAGCAGCUUGGCAAGGGUAACUUUGGGAGUGUGGAGAUGUGCCGAUAUGACCCACUGCAGGACAAUACAGGGGAGGUGGUGGCUGUUAAAAAGCUGCAGCACAGCACAGAAGAACAUCUUCGUGACUUUGAAAGAGAAAUUGAAAUUCUCAAAUCCCUGCAACAUGACAACAUUGUCAAGUACAAAGGAGUCUGUUACAGUGCUGGUCGGAGAAACCUGAAGCUGAUAAUGGAAUAUUUGCCCUAUGGAAGUUUACGUGACUACAUCCAAAAACAUAAAGACAGACUGGAUCAUAAGAAACUCCUGCAGUAUGCCUCACAGAUAUGCAAGGGUAUGGAGUAUCUGGGCACAAAAAGAUAUGUUCACAGAGAUCUCGCAACACGGAACAUCUUGGUGGAGAACGAGAACAGAGUUAAAAUUGGAGACUUCGGCUUGACCAAAGUUUUGCCACAGGACAAAGAGUACUAUAAAGUAAAAGAGCCAGGCGAGAGCCCUAUAUUUUGGUAUGCUCCAGAAUCGCUGACAGACAACAAGUUUUCUGUGGCUUCAGAUAUGUGGAGCUUUGGUGUGGUUCUGUAUGAACUCUUCACAUACAUAGACAAGAAUAAAAGUCCUCCAGCGGAGUUCAUGCGUAUGAUUGGCAAUGAUAAGCAAAACCAGAUGAUCGUGUACCAUUUGAUAGAGCUUUUGAAAAAUAAUGGACGGUUACCGAGACCAGACGGGUGCCCUGAUGAGGUUUAUGCCAUUAUGACAGAAUGCUGGAAUAACAAUGUAAGCCAGCGACCAUCCUUCCGGGACCUUUCUCUGCGAGUGGAUCUCAUAAGGGAGAGCAUGGGCGGAUGAGACUUCUGGAAUUCAUGAAGAGGGACACACUGGCAUACAGAACAAAGGUGUUCUGGGCUCUUUGGGUGGUUGCAGGUUAUUGGCUUCCCGUGCACUCACAUAUGCAUUCAUCUUGUCUGAGGACAGAGACUGUAGGGAAAUCAUCGCAUCUGAACUUGCAAAUGACGUGGAACAAUUCUGCUUAGUUUCUUCACUAAGAAUACUACAAUGAUGCACCAAUGAAAAAGCACUUUUGCUGUCUGAAAAGCAAAAUAUAUUUUCAGUCUGCAAUCACCAUGGUUUGCCUUGUAGGAUCAUAGCACAGUUGCCCCCCCUUCCCCAAGUCAAGCAGAGAAGCUAAUAGAAGGAUGAGAAACUUGAAUGGAGAGACCUAAGAUUUGUCUAUAUGAUAACUGUGUUUGGGCCACUGCUGAGUUGAAUAUGACGUAAUCAGCAGCAGACCUGUCAUACUUCGGUAUGUUGGAAACAUCUUGGGUCCAGUUUGGCGGUGCUGCUAGUAGUUUCCAAACUAAGUUGCACCAUUUUUAAGAAGGGCAAAUAUUUGCACUUAAAACAACAUGCAGAACUGUAUGGAAAUCCAGAAAUCCAGAUACACCCUGUACCACUCAUGGUUGCUGUUCAUGAACUCUCUUGCUUUCCCCAUCUUUGUCCAUUCUGCCUGCCAUAAAAGAUGAUUGUGUACCAGACAAGGCUGUUUUCAUCCAGUUGACAGAUAACAUUGUUGGUUUUGCAUAACUGUACAUUUCUUUGGAUCAUUUGUGGCUAUGCAAUUAUCUAGAGAUUGAAAGGUAUUUUUUAAGAAAAUCGAAGCGAGUGGCAGAAAUGCACAAUCUCUACUAAUCUGUGGUGAAAGAAGAAAGCAGCCCUGACUAAGCAUGAAGCUGGCCUAUGGGGUCAUGGAAGAGACUAGUGCUGGUGCCAACAAGAGGAACUGCUUCAGCUUGGCAGCCAUUCAGAGUAGAAUAUCAGAUGCAAACUGCAUAGUAGGUGCAUUCUCUGCAAACCGACAGCAUAAAAAAAGAAAGAAAACCCAGAAGUAGUCGUAAAUCUUUUCUUCACUGAACAAAGGCUUGGCAUUCUUAUCAUGCACUGCACAAGGGCUUGUGUUUUAUGAAAGGGGAUAUAUUGUUUAUAUGAUGUCAAGGUGUAAUGACUUCACAGUAGAACAAGUCAGAUUUGGGGGGUGGGGUGGGGAUAGUUUAUUGAGGAAUUUUCUAUGUGCCUGUCUGAGCCAACCACUGGCCAGCAAUAUAAACAGAGAUGUAUGUUAAGGUGAAGUAAUGUACUGUAUAUAUUUUGAAGGAAAGGGAUCAAAUUAUAUUUUUUUCAAAACAACCAACUGCUGAAAAUUGCUUUUUUAAAUGAUCAAGUAUGUAGCUGUCUAUUUUCCUACGUGUUUUGUGGAUGUGUUGUGUUUUUUCUCUCUCUCUGUCUCCUAAAGGUACAAGAAUUUACAAGCUUAUCAUAGCAGCUUCAUAUUUUUCAAACGCUAAAGCUCAUUAUCCUUGCCAACCCUACCACAUGCUUCAAUUUUCCUUUUUACCCUCUGUUUCUGCAGGGUAAGCUAUUGAGUUAGAAAUAGAAAGCCUUUUUCUGAUGUAACUAAGAACAAAAAGGGCCCAAGAGAGUACCUUUAGGUUGUUGAAUAAUUUGGCUAUUUGUAAUCCUGCUGGCUUAAUUCUACACAGAGUAAUUUGUGAAAUAAAUGGAAGAUCAGUUCCUCCAACCCUGGGAUCUGUGAUGCAGAUAAACUUUUUUUCAAGGUAAGGUGGAGAGUAGCAAGCAUUGGCCACUCGACUCUGGCUAGAAGUUGCAAAGCUGUCCCUAGAGUUCAGUGGAAAUGGACCGUGUUGGACAGUUUGCUUCAUUGUAAUGCUUGCCUACCAGGGCGUGCUUUAGAGAAAUAGUGCAUUUAUAUUCAAGUGCGGUGCUUGCUUCUUGAAAGAAAUUCAGAGGUAAGGUUGGUGAAACAGGAUGGCUGCUCUCAAACAGGUGUGAAACGUUCUAGACAUUUUAGAGUUUAGAAUGAAACUUCAAUGGCACUUUGCCAUGCAUCCUCUAGUUUCUGUACGCACCUCCAACAGAGAGAUGUGUAGUGAUGCAAACUGUAUAGGAUGAAAAAGUACUUCAAAAAGUUGCAAAUACUUGUCUGAUGAACAUCAGCAUUAGACUGUGCCACUGUGGACUCCAGUGUAUGCAUUUGAACUGGCCUAGUGGCUUCAAUGCAUAUGUCAUGUUCUACCCUUAUGGGAAUUUCCUUACAAGCAGUGGUAUGCUGCACCUGAAUCUCUUUGUAAGAGGAAAUGGGAAAGUCCUGGCUGAAAGAGAUCACACAGUCUGUCUUGCGUGCUUAUUCAGGCAACACCUUUGUGGAUGUUUUAAGAGUAAGGAGUUAGGCCAAGCAACUGGGUGGGGAAGGGGGCAGAACCCAGUGUCAAAAUUGUAAGUAGUUGUAUUUUAUAACAGUAUGUUAUGUGCUAACUGCUGAAUUUUUUUUCAGAUAGCAUUUUAAGAGGCAAGGAGAUCAAUAUAAGGUAUCAGGAUAAACAAAUGCAGCAGUAUGACACUAAUGGAAAUGCAUCUUCUGUCUGAUCAAGGAUUUUUUGUGUUCUAUGUAAAGAAAAAAAAAGCUCAGGGAAGUUUGUGUAAUGCAAUGUAGAGAUCUUCCAUAGUACUGUUUUUUUUUCUAAGUAAAUAAAAGUCCUUGCUUGUUCUGGUGAAGUAGGUCUAAUUUUCCUAAAUUGAGUGCCAACCUGCAAGAGGAUAGGCUCCUGAAACUCUGUCUUUUAGAGACCCCCCUACCUUUAUUUCUUCUUCUGUUUUUCAGAAAAUUGUGCUUUAUGUGUUGCAAUUAGAUAUUUUCUUCCAGCAAGGACACUAAGUAGCUCACAGUUUAAAUGGAAAUUUGAGCUCCAGUUGGGAAGGGGAUAGAUUUUACAACAUUCAAUGGAAGAAAGAUACUUCUGAUUUCCUUAUUUAAGCCCCCAGUACUGAUGUGAAGUAGACGCACAGUCUACAGAUACCUGUAAUUGCACAGUCCCUUCAACUCAAUGAAGAAGAGUUAAGUUCAAGGGCAGCUGCUUCAGACUUUUUAAGAACCUGAUCAAAGUAUUCAUGGGCUCUUUGGAAUCUGUAAAGGAAUUGACAAUUAGCCUCAUGCAUGUAAGUAUUUCUGCAUGGUCAUGGAGACGUCCCUAAAUUUUACUUCCAGUUGCAGCCCCAGUAUUGGAUGCUACCCUGGGUCAUUUUCCUAACCUCAAGGGGAAGCUUUUGGGGGCCACAAAAUGCUGCAGUAUUGGGGAGGGGGGGUCACAAGUCCUUGUGUACUUGCAGAAGCUUUUACCUGUCCUUUUUGAAUCUUAAUUUAGACUGUGAUUUCAGGUUCCUUAAUUGAAUCACUCUUAGUACAAAUGCAGUGCCAAUGCCAGUUGUAAUAUUUUGAAAUCAGUACACUUUAGAAAUAUGCUGUAUUUGUGACAUUAAGUCUGUAUAUAUUACAUAAUGUUAUGCAAUCUAUGUAUUAACAUAAGUAGUUAAUUGUUUUCCCACAGUUGCCAUAUGACCAUUUUUUGUUUAUCAAGAUACCAAAAAUUGCUAUGAUUAGCUGUGGAAGAAAUGCUACACGUUCAGUAUUGCUGCUAUGAAGUGAAAAUUAAAUUUAAAGCAUUUUUUAAAAUGAAACCAAUUUUGAUAUAAAUAAAGAUAUUGUAAAAACUUGGGGAAACUGUUGAUUUGAUUUACAGCUACAAGUACUGGUCUCUGUUUAUUAAAUAUCAGAAUGCUAAAUUUCAAAAUUACUUGCUUUGUUCUUGAGAGUUUCAUCAGUCACAAAAUUAGCAAAAGAAAGCAAGAUAAUAUAAAAUUGGGGCCUAAACAAAAUAAAAGUGGAAAACUGUCUCGCUCUUGACUUUGUAAAGAAACACUUCCACAGUUCUUGGGCACUUGUUACUGUAUAUUGCUGUACCAACGUAUCUCAAGAGUAUUAAAUAUUUUCAAAAAUC
Messenger RNA from Eublepharis macularius, 7894 nucleotides. RefSeq names its product Janus kinase 2 (gene JAK2). Gene Ontology annotation, molecular function: cytokine receptor binding; non-membrane spanning protein tyrosine kinase activity; histone binding. Gene Ontology annotation, biological process: cell surface receptor signaling pathway via JAK-STAT; cytokine-mediated signaling pathway; peptidyl-tyrosine phosphorylation. The record is from RefSeq and is a predicted model, not a curated record. The coding region runs from base 504 to 3893 and encodes 1129 amino acids. The transcript has 25 exons. Lineage: Eukaryota; Metazoa; Chordata; Lepidosauria; Squamata; Eublepharidae. Gene Ontology annotation, cellular component: cytoskeleton; membrane; cytosol.